AUGGAAGGAAAAAGGCAUGGCUUGAAAAUAUCUAAUACAUGUUAUGAGGGGAAUGAGAAAUCGAUUAAGGUAAUCAAAGAUAAGAAACAACGCUUUAAGAAAUAUUCAUCAAAAAAUGAUGUAGAUGAAAAUACCACCUCAAAAACCAAAGAUAAAAAGAAGAAAAAAGAAUCGAAAGAAAAACGAUCAAAGAAGGACAAAGAUAAAAAGCGUUCCCGGAAAUCGAAAGAGAAAUUAUCAAAGAAGACCAAAGGUAGAAAACGUUCCUCGCAAUCGGAAUCGGAAGAAGAAUCAGCAAAGAAGACCAAAGGUAGAAAAGAUCGCUCGAAAUCGGAAUCAUCAAAGAAGACCGGAUCAGAAUCGGAAAAAGAUUCACCGAAGGAUCCAAAAAAACGGAAAAGUUUAGGCUUAUAG
Messenger RNA from Spodoptera frugiperda (fall armyworm), 414 nucleotides. RefSeq lists its product as uncharacterized. The coding region runs from base 1 to 414 and encodes 137 amino acids. The record is from RefSeq and is a predicted model, not a curated record. Lineage: Eukaryota; Metazoa; Arthropoda; Insecta; Lepidoptera; Noctuidae. The transcript is spliced from 2 exons.